This is a messenger RNA of Triticum aestivum (bread wheat), 2024 nucleotides long. RefSeq lists its product as uncharacterized. Lineage: Eukaryota; Viridiplantae; Streptophyta; Magnoliopsida; Poales; Poaceae. The record is from RefSeq and is a predicted model, not a curated record. The coding region runs from base 175 to 714 and encodes 179 amino acids. The transcript has 3 exons.
AGGGAUGCACUGUGAUCACGUUCGCUGAACCGUCGUGGUGGGCGGGUGCUCAACCCCACCUUCAGAGUUCGGCUUGCCUCUCCCCCUUUCUCGUUGCUCACUUGGAUCAUCUCUUGGCCUGACUCCGCCUUCCCAUCCCCACGGUGGAGCGCGAGAAAGGAGGGCGAGGACGAGAUGACGACCGGGUCGUCCGUCAGCCUCGCUGCAGGGGAGCAGUCGGCCCGCGGUCGCGCGGUGCUGUCCGGCCUGCCGGACACGGCCGGCAUCGUCCUCGUCGGCGAUGGGCCCCGUCGAUGUCGGCCCCCUCGGCGCUAUGAGGGGUGUGCGGUGCGUUUUAUGGUGCGAUGGAUGGCGCUGGGGCAAGGGCGGCCACGGCUCGCACAAGAUUCAGCUCCUGCUCGUGGAGUUAAAGGCCGGUGUUGGGGUCCUCAGCGGCGAGGAGGACGACACGUCGUGUGUACGCAGUGUUCCUCCCGCUCGUGGAGUGAGCGUUUUGGACUAGCCUCGAGGGUGGCCGUCCGGACGGCAACGAGCUUCGGCUCUGCAUCCAGAGCUGCAACUCCGGCAGGCACGCCACUUCUUCGCCCCUCUCAGUCGCCGGUGCUUUUGUUCUGUGUAUGGCGAUGGGGUUGCUUCAUCUGCUCCGUUCAUGUCGUUGAGAUUUCUGUCCUCCGUAGGUUUUGUGAUGUUUGCCUGUUUCUCGCUCUCGAGUAGGUCCCUGCGUCAAUCUUGCCUUCGGCAUUGAGGUGAGAAAAUUAGCCCCACCUUUUCUUGCUGCUCUACUGUUCGGUGAAAUGCUUGUGCCCUGAUGGAUUCCGUUUUUUCCCCUUGGUGUUCCUUCGCGUCCUGCUUCUUGCCUGCUUUGCAAGUCUUUGUUUCACCUGUUGGCUCGGUUCAGUUGAUUGUCCGUGCAUGGGUAUGUUGUGUAUACGAUGCAAAUUCGGAACAAUGGAUUUGGUUUUCUGAACCACAAAACUUGUCUAGCUUGAAUUAGCAGAUUACACCAUGAAAAUACAUACUGUCCUUUAAAAAAUACUGUGUAUUAGUACCUCUUUAGACCCUGCUGCUUGCGAUCUGAACCAGGAUAUACUUUUCUACAAUUUAGAUGUUAUAUCAGUUUGCAGAUGAAUUCGUGGCUAAUACUAGCAUUGUGAAUUUUUCAUGUUUGUCUUCCUUCCUUUCAACCUGAUGCAUGUCAGCAUGUGCAUAAUGCUCGUUUGUGACUAUUCUUUGCUUUCUUAUCACAUCUACGCCAUGGUUAUGAGGGAUAAUUUUAAUUCUAUUGCUAGAUACUGUGUUUGAGUUUUAUCCAUCACCGGAAAAUGGUAUCAAAAGGUCUAUGGUUAAUUGUUCAGACACUGGAGCAGAAAAGGCUAUAAUUUGGUCUCACUUUGAUUCUGUUACGACUAGAUAUCAAGUUUAUAGCAUGUGAACUCUAAAGAGUAGCAACUAAAUCUUGUGCUCAAUCACUGCCUACCCUCCUGAGAACCAGAGCAAAAAAUGUAUAGUCUACACAAAUUUUAGUUAAGAUUGUAUCCAGAUCAUAUGGUACAGAUAUUGCCUCGCUGAUACUGACGCUUUGCUGAACCUGGACUUGUAAAUUGCCCUGUAUCACCCUCACACAGGUGGAUCCUCGGUAUACAAAUUAGUACUUAAGCAUUGGCUUUUCUGAAUAAGAAUAACGGCGUACAUACCUGAAGAAUUAAAACUUGCAAUAAUAUAUACUUCUACUUUGUACACCUGUCUGAGAAUGCCAUAAGCCUUGUUUUUACACCUCUUGAAAUUUCUCAAUCUAUUUAUGAUUCUGCACAAUUUUUAGUCUAUAAUUAAUUUUCCUGUCAACCAGCAUCCCAAGCAAGCAAUAUCAAGGUUGGUUAGCACACGUCUUACACUUCCUAUAUAUGAUAUGGUCCAUAUAUGCACAUUGCACGUAAAAACUUGAGUUUCAUGCAUAGAUUUUUUAAAAAUAGCUUAUUUUCUAUUCGGGCACUCUUCGUAAAAAGUACUGCAUAUUGAAACUUAUG